Lactuca virosa is the source of this 587-nucleotide messenger RNA. The record is from the annotation of a GenBank genome assembly. Lineage: Eukaryota; Viridiplantae; Streptophyta; Magnoliopsida; Asterales; Asteraceae.
AUUUUUCUCAUGUCGUCUAGAAUAAAUUAAUAGGGUUCCAACACUGCAACGUAACCUAUUAUCCGAACGACUCAAUAUACCAAAAUGCCGAUUACAUCCUCUUUCCGAUCGACGCAUCCAUUGAACGUCUUCCCAUUUGCAAAUCGAAGUACCCAUCGAUUCUCGAUCUUUCCAAUCACACUUACCGGUUCAUCUCCAAUAAAAGGCCUAACAUAUCUCCCCAAAAAACGUAAAAGCCUGAUUUUGCGACCAACAAAAAAUUCGCCAUUUGUUGACCGCAAAUGUUUUGAAUGCGGAAUCAAAGAAGAACGACAAAACUAUUCCUACUGUCGUGAUCAUCUUCUCCACUGCUACCAUAACAAAGCUUCUACACCAGGACCCGAAAACUAUGCAGGCUAAAGCAUCUGGGAGAAACAUAAAAUAAACUUUCAGAUCUUUGGGCUAAGUGGAAGAAAUAACAAUGUACUUUCAUUUUUUUAUGUAUUAUAUCAUUAACUUUUUUUUCCUUUAUAACAUCAUAUUACAAUAUUAAUACUUUUGGAACAUGUUCUAUCACACAAUGGAAGGAAAUACCCAAAUUACCUUGU